Molecule: messenger RNA, 4509 nt
Organism: Gasterosteus aculeatus aculeatus (three-spined stickleback)
Lineage: Eukaryota; Metazoa; Chordata; Actinopteri; Perciformes; Gasterosteidae
Source: RefSeq, a predicted model, not a curated record
UCGGCUAACGUCACCCCGGAACGUCCGGUGCGAAGCGCUCACCGACGUCAGUCCGUUUCACCACCGCGAAAGGCCGAAGAGAAGAAGACCGAAUCCUGCGAGAAUGCCGGCGGUGUCGAAAGGAGAUGGAAUGCGCGGAUUAGCCGUUUUCAUCUCGGACAUAAGAAACUGUAAGAGCAAGGAAGCCGAGAUCAAACGGAUUAACAAAGAGCUGGCCAACAUUCGCUCCAAGUUUAAAGGGGACAAGGCUCUCGAUGGCUACAGCAAGAAGAAAUAUGUCUGCAAGCUGCUCUUCAUCUUCCUGCUUGGACACGACAUUGACUUUGGGCACAUGGAGGCUGUCAACCUGCUGAGCUCCAACAAGUACACGGAGAAACAGAUCGGUUACCUGUUCAUCUCCGUGCUGGUAAACAGCAACAGUGAGCUGAUCCGUCUGAUCAACAACGCCAUCAAGAAUGACCUGUCCAGCCGCAACCCCACCUUCAUGUGCUUGGCGCUCCACUGCAUUGCCAACGUGGGAAGCCGCGAGAUGGCCGAGGCCUUCGCCAGUGAGAUCCCUCGCAUCCUGGUUGCCGGUGAUACGAUGGACAGCGUGAAGCAGUCGGCUGCCCUGUGUCUGCUGCGCCUCUACAAGACCUCUCCUGACCUGGUGCUGAUGGGGGAGUGGACGUCCCGCGUGGUGCACCUGCUCAACGACCAACACAUGGGUGUGGUGACUGCAGCCAUCUCUCUGAUCACAUGUCUGAGCCAGAAGAAUCCAGAUGAGUUCAAGACCUGUGUUUCCUUAGCAGUUUCCCGACUCAGCAGGAUUGUGUCGUCGGCCUCCACCGAUUUACAGGAUUACACCUACUACUUUGUCCCAGCGCCGUGGCUCUCUUGCAAGCUGCUGCGCCUGCUGCAGUGCUACCCUCCACCAGAAGACGGCGCUGUCAAAGGCCGGCUGGUGGAGUGUCUGGAAACCAUCCUCAAUAAGGCCCAGGAGCCACCCAAGUCCAAGAAGGUGCAGCACUCCAACGCCAAGAAUGCUAUCUUGUUUGAGGCCAUCUCGCUGAUCAUCCACUAUGACAGUGAGCCAAACCUGCUGGUGCGAGCCUGCAACCAGCUGGGCCAGUUCCUGCAGCACAGAGAGACCAACCUGCGCUACCUGGCGCUGGAGAGCAUGUGCACUCUGGCCAGCUCCGAGUUUUCCCACGAAGCCGUCAAGACCCACAUCGAGACCGUCAUCAACGCUCUAAAGACGGAGAGGGAUGUGAGUGUCCGGCAGAGGGCAGCCGAUCUGCUGUAUGCCAUGUGCGACCGCAGCAAUGCCAAGCAGAUAGUAGCCGAGAUGCUCAGCUACCUGGAGACCGCAGACUACUCCAUCAGAGAAGAGAUGGUGCUGAAAGUGGCCAUCCUAGCAGAGAAGUAUGCAGUGGAUUACUCCUGGUACGUAGACACCAUUCUCAACCUCAUCCGCAUUGCUGGCGACUACGUCAGCGAAGAGGUGUGGUACCGCGUCAUCCAGAUCGUCAUCAACCGGGACGACGUGCAGGGCUACGCCGCCAAGACGGUCUUUGAGGCCCUGCAGGCCCCCGCCUGCCACGAGAACAUGGUGAAGGUCGGAGGCUACAUUCUGGGAGAGUUUGGUAACCUCAUUGCUGGUGACCCGCGCUCCAGCCCCCUGGUCCAGUUCAACCUUCUCCACUCCAAGUUCCACCUGUGCUCGGUGCCGACGCGCGCCCUGCUGCUGUCGGCCUACAUCAAGUUCAUCAACCUGUUCCCGGAGACCAAGGCCACCAUCCAAGAGGUGCUGCGCUGCGACAGCCAGAUCCGCAACUCUGAUGUGGAGCUGCAGCAGCGUGCUGUCGAGUACCUGAAACUUUCUUCCAUCGCCAGCACUGAUGUCCUGGCCACUGUCCUGGAGGAGAUGCCGCCUUUCCCAGAGAGGGAGUCGUCAAUCUUGGCCAAGCUGAAGAAGAAGAAGGGGCCGGGUGCUGUUUCUGUGCCUGACCUGGAAGAUGGCAAACGGGAGGGCGGGGAGUUGAACGGGGGGGGCGAGCGGGGGCCAGACUCGGCUGCCAUGUCGGCCUCCAAUGCAUCCACCCCGUCACCAUCCGCAGACCUGCUAGGGAUGCGCUCAGCAGCCCCCAUGAGUGCUGCUCCAACCAGCGCCGGCAGCCUGUUGGUGGAUGUGUUCUCUGAAGCAGGGCCUGCUGCACCCUCUGCCGCCGUCAACGACGACGGCUUCCUCAGAGAUCUGGAACCGCCCACUGAGACCUCUGGUUCCCUAUUGGUGGAGGGCUGUGGUGACUCAGACUCUGCUCCUCCUUCUGAGGAUCCUGCUACUCUUCUGUCUGAGGCAGACGAACUCCUCAACAAGUUUGUGUGCAAGAACAACGGGGUCCUGUUUGAGAAUCAGCUGCUACAGAUUGGCAUCAAGUCCGAAUAUCGUCAGAAUCUAGGGAGGAUGUACUUAUUCUACGGGAACAAGACGUCGGUGCAGUUCGCCAGCUUCACCACCACCGUCAGCUGUCCUGGGGAGCUCCAGUCUCAGCUCAACGUUCAGACCAAACCAGUGGAACCGGUGGUGGAGGGCGGAGCCCAGAUCCAACAGGUCCUCAACAUCGAGUGCCUGACUGACUUCUCUGAGGCCCCACUGCUCAACAUCAAGUUCAGGUACGGCGGCGCUCUGCAGAACCUGAGCCUCAAGCUGCCAGUCACCAUCAACAAGUUCUUCCAGCCCACUGAGAUGACUUCCCACGACUUCUUCCAGCGCUGGAAACAGCUCAGCCAGCCUCAACAAGAAGCACAGAAGAUCUUCAAGGCCAACCACAGCAUGGACACGGAAGUCCUCAAGGCUAAACUCCUGGGACUAGGAACGGCCCUGCUGGACGACGUGGAUCCCAACCCAGAGAACUACGUGUGUGCUGGAGUGAUCCAGACAAAGGGCCAGCAGGUGGGCUGCCUGCUGAGACUGGAGCCCAACGGCCAGGCACAGAUGUACCGUCUCACUCUGCGCUGCAGCAAGGACUCCGUGUCCCUGCGUCUCUGCGAGCUGCUGGCCCAGCAGUUCUAGAGUCCAGACCUCCUCCGUGACCAGUGCUCCCACCCUCCCCACCAGCGUCCUUUCUCCGGAGUCUUCUCCCCCCCCCCCAACAAAAAAUCUUUGAGUAAAAGGUGUAACCUAUAUAAGGGAAAAGCAGCCACUGCUAGCAGCAGCGGCAACAUUAUGGUCGUUAUUCUCGUCCCAGAUUCUGAUUCCUGUUCAUCUUCUACUUGUUUAUUAACAUGAUGCUACAUUCUUGUUUUUGUUGUGUUUACCUGUUUUGCUGGGGCGUGUGUGUGUGUGUGUGUGUGUGUUGGUCCCAUGGUUGUGCUGGAGGUAAUUCUGCUCCAUCCUGACUAUAGUAGUGAUGAUGCAGUGUGUGUGCGUGUGUGUGUGUGCGCGUGUGUGUGUGUGUGUGUGAGAGAAGAGAGAGACACACACAGCAUCUAAAUAUGGUGAACAUUCCUUGAAGUCAAAUGAGUGAAGGUGUUGAAUUAAACGAUGCACUCAUUUCCAACACGUUAUAAUGAGGCCUCCAUGAUUCCCUGUGGUUGUGCUGAUGAAGGGAGACCUGCUCAGGACUCUGAUCGGCCCACUCGUUUCCGUCAAGCAUUCCCUGCGACCAUGCACUUAAGGCGCUGGGAGCCUCUUUGGGGCCCCCAGCGUGAUUCCCCUGAAUGACCCCUCUCCUUGGAGCCUUUUAAUGGCAGCCUUUCAUUUCAAAGAAGUAGUUCAUGUCGUUGUGUGUGUAAAUACGUGCCAGUGUAUUACUUUAUCCCUUUUAGGAGACAUUCCCAUAUCAAAGUCUCUUGAGUAGAACGAUGGCCCAGAGUGGACCCUCACCCAUCUGACCCGGGAUGGUUCCAGGUACUUGCCAUUGAAAAGCUUUGGGAAGCGUCUGAGUCGGCAUCCUAGAUGCACCACAUUAUGCUUAUUCAUAUAUACAUAAAAGCAGAUGCAUCUAUUCAAGAGACAUGGGGAAGGAAACGUGAUGUGUGCACAACCACUACACUAAAUGUUUAGAUCCAUGCGUCCACAGCUUUCCAGCUCCUCCCUGGGCUUCCUCUCGUGGACAAGCACGGAUGUUGUAGGCGAGGACAGGAUGUAAGACCCAGAUGUCCAUUACAACUACAGGGGACAGUGUGUGUGAGAGUGUGUGUGAGAGUGUGUGUGUGCGAGAGAGAAUGUGGUUGUCAGCAGGUAAGAAAAUAAGCCGAAAGACAUUUCUAAUACAUGGUCACAUGACAUUCUGUGGCUGCACGGCAAUCCCAGAAUAUUGAACUUUGUGGUGGAAAACGUAGUCAUUCUGUGUGUGUGUGUGUGUGUGUGUGUGUGUGUGUGUGUGCGUGCGCGCGUGUGUGUGCAGUAUCCACUAGCUAAUGCAGCCUCAUGUAUCGGUGUUAAGAACCUGUCCAAUACCUGUUAGAAUUAAGAUUUACUCUGUAAUGAAAAAAUGUGAAAGUAAAACUAUGCCAUAUAUCCGA